UUCGUCUUCAGAAAGAUAAAAAAAAUGGCUUCAAUGGGUGGAUUACGUGGUGCGUCACCGGCUGUUCUUGAAGGAAGCAAGAUCAACGGCUCGAGCCGUCUGAUGAACGUCACCGGAAGAGUGUCGGUGGCUCAAAGGUCUAGACUUGUGGUCAGAGCUCAGCAGAGUGAGGAGACUUCUCGUCGAUCUGUGAUUGGACUUGUGGCUGCUGGUUUAGUCGGAGGAUCGUUUGUUCAGGCUGUCCUUGCUGAUGCUAAUCCGAUCAAAGUUGGCCCUCCUCCACCUCCUUCCGGUGGUCUUCCUGGGACAGAUAACUCAGACCAAGCAAGAGACUUUUCAUUGGCAUUGAAAAACAGAUUUUAUUUACAGCCAUUGCCACCAACAGAAGCUGCAGCUAGAGCCAAAGAGUCAGCCAAGGAUAUCAUAAAUGUGAAGUCACUGAUCGAAAAGAAAGCUUGGCCAUAUGUUCAGAACGAUCUCCGUUCCAAGGCUUCUUAUCUUCGUUAUGACCUUAACACAAUCAUCUCCUCCAAACCCAAGGAUGAGAAGAAGCCCCUCAAGGAUCUCACCACGAAGCUCUUUGAUACCAUCGACAAUCUGGAUUAUGCGGCGAAGAAAAAGAGUUCUCCUCAGGCUGAGAAGUACUAUGCUGAGACAGUCUCUGCUUUGAACGAAGUUCUUGCCAAGCUUGGUUAAGCAUUUUAAAUUUCUGUAUUUUUCUUGUAAAUUUUUAUCUCAUGAUUUUUGUCCCUGAGUACUUUAGACUCAAAUUCGUGAAUCUGAAUUUAUGUUUCACGCUUUUAUUAAAAAAAAGGUGGCAAUUUCUUGAGUAUGCAUUAA
Molecule: messenger RNA, 840 nt
Organism: Capsella rubella
Lineage: Eukaryota; Viridiplantae; Streptophyta; Magnoliopsida; Brassicales; Brassicaceae
Product: oxygen-evolving enhancer protein 3-1, chloroplastic
Exons: 3
Coding region: 25-696 (223 amino acids)
Biological process (GO): photosynthetic electron transport chain; photosynthesis
Cellular component (GO): chloroplast; photosystem II oxygen evolving complex; photosystem II
Molecular function (GO): calcium ion binding
Source: RefSeq, a predicted model, not a curated record